Messenger RNA from Manis pentadactyla (Chinese pangolin), 6970 nucleotides. RefSeq names its product synaptotagmin like 2 (gene SYTL2). The transcript has 21 exons. Gene Ontology annotation, molecular function: neurexin family protein binding; small GTPase binding. Gene Ontology annotation, cellular component: plasma membrane; exocytic vesicle. Bases 807 to 6047 code for a protein of 1746 amino acids. The record is from RefSeq and is a predicted model, not a curated record. Lineage: Eukaryota; Metazoa; Chordata; Mammalia; Pholidota; Manidae. Gene Ontology annotation, biological process: exocytosis; intracellular protein transport.
CCGCCCCCUCGCCCCCGGAGGGAGAGCCUGCACGCGCCGCCCCGCGCUGACCGCGGCGGGGAGGCACCUGGGCCGCCCGCCGAGCAGAAACGCCGGCACCCCGCGGGGGCACAGGAGGCUCGCGGCGCCCGGUCCCGAGGAAGGUCACUUUUGGUGAGUCGGAGUCUGGUCCACCCUUAUAUCUCUCUUUCUGGGACCCAAAAGGGGCAGUGGCUCCCUGGAGCCAGCUCUCCUUGUGCACGUGGAAGGAGUACAAGAAGCCAGCCAAGCCACACGAGCACACCUGUGGCCGAUGUCUGCAUCACGUUUGUACCAUUCCAUUGACCAACGUCCCAUCAGGAAGGUAGAGAAGAAUACUCUGCCUACUCUAGAGGCAACAUGGCUGUGUAGUUCCAUUCCAGGGAGAGGGUGAAGAGGUAGACGAUGCUCAGCUGCUGUGGUGUCUCAUUGAGUCGGCGAGGAUGAAAGGAGAAUAAACUCUCAGACUGGUCCAGAGAGGAGUGUGGGAAGGCAUGACUCCGGAGGAGCAAGUGACCUGUCUGGCAAGGAAUUCCACAUCCUUCUGAGACCUUCUUCUCCACUUCAUCUGCCAGACCACCACUUCCUCCUGGGAAAGGGCGCUCAGGGUUUUGCCGUCGGCCACCUAAAACUUUUGUUGCGCCAGCACAAGACUUUUGCUGCAGAAUUGAACAAGAUAUUUCAUUUCAGUUUUGCAUCUUUUAAUCAUCUGGGCUACAAUCAUACUCGUUUUGCAUUGAGAAUUGUAAGCCAAAUUUUUACUAUUAUUUUUGCAUGCAUUUCUCAAAAUGAUCGACUUAAGCUUCCUGACAGAGCAGGAGCAAGAGGCCAUCAUGAAGGUCCUGCAGCGGGACGCUGCCCUGAAGAGGGUGGAUGAAGAGAGAGUCAGACAUUUGCCUGAAAAAAUCAAGGAUGACCAGCAGCUGAAGAAUAUGAGUGGCCAGUGGUUUUACGAAGCCAAGUCAAAAAGGCACAGAGACCGAAUCCACGGCACAGAUAUCAUCCGAGCGUCCAUGAGAAAGAAGAGGCUCCAGGUCGCAGCUGAGCAGAAUAAGGACAGAACAAAUGGGGCAAAGGAAAGCUGGGUGGAUAAUGUCAACAAAGAUACUUUCCUCCCCCCAGAGCUAACCGGUGUUGUAGAAGAACUGGAAGAAGAUGUAGCACCAGCCAGCCCAAGCUCCAGUUGGGCAAAUCCAGCUCCCACUAUGAUUGAUACGUCCCAGGAACACACAAGGAAGUUGGCUGUGUCUCCAGCUAAGCAAAGGAAGAACCCAUUUAAUAGUUCCAAGUUGCCAGAUGAUCACUUAUCUCAGCACACCAAAAAUGAGCAAUGGUUUCCAAAAAAUGGAAGGACUGGUUUCUUUCAGACUUCAAAGGAGGGUGCUUUGUCACAAUCAAAAGAAAAGUCAUCUGUCCUGGAUAUUUCAAGUCAAAAGUCAGAGGAACCAAAGCAGAUUUUUCCAAGCCCUGAGAAUGGAUCCCAGAUCAAAGCUCCCAUCCCCAAAGCCAGGAAAAUGAUCUACAAAGCACAUGAUUCAAAGCAAGAUGGCCACCAGCCUUUUCCCAGGCAAAACACAGACUCCCUGCACCCCAGAGGGGCUCCCCGAGGGAUCCUGAAGCGCAACUCCAGUUCCAGCAGCACAGACUCAGAAACUGUUCGUUUUUCUCAGAACUUUGAACCCAAAAGCAAAAUUGUGUCACCUGGCCUAACCAUCCAUGAGAGAAUUUCUGAGAAGGAGCAUUCUUUAGAAGAUGACUCCUCCUCAAACUCCCUGGAACCCUUAAAGCAUGUGAGAUUCUCUGCAGUGCAGGAUGAACCCCAGCAGAGUCCUGGGCUAAUCCAUGGCGAUGACGUAGGAGAGUUUAGCGUUUUAGAGUCUGACAGGUUGAAAAAUGGAACAGAAGAUACAGAGGACAUAGACAAGUUUUGGGGUGACCCUAAACCUUCCCCAAACAGAAAGCCUUUGCCUUCACAUCAAUCAGCUUUAAGCCCAAGUGCAUCCCAAAAUGAAGCACAUCAGCCAACCUCUUCUGAUUCUUUUCCAAUUCAUGGGUACCAUUCUCCCUCAGAAGUUUUAACUACAAGACCACAGUCCAUUGAGAAUUCGCUCACCAUCAGUGAAUACAAAGCUGAAUCAUCAGAAUUAUCAAGGCUUGAAUCAGAAUUGUCCAAAAGCCCUGCUGAUGAACUGCCUUGUGUUGAGCCUGAGCCAUCUCAGGUGCCAGACCGCAGUUCUAGAGACCAUCAGCAAGGUAAGCCCCUUCUUCUCAAGGCACUAAAAGCUAAGACGUCCUCACGCUCUGGUCCACAUACUACUGAGAUAAGGAAGACAACUGAUGAUUCCAUAUCUAAAGUCCUAGACUGGUUUAAUCGAAGUUCUCAUUCAGAUGACAAUGAGUCACUUCUCCAACAUCCCCACGGAGUAGAACCCAAAGAAAAAACAGACUCAAAACCACAGAUUGCUAUUGCCUUGGUGACAGAUGAUACCAGUCUAAAAGGAGAUAACGCGAAGGCUCUGUUAUUCACCAAAGUUGAAUUGACAUCUGUGGGAUCUGAAUCAGCACUCCAGGUAGAAGGAAAUAUGCUGCCUUCUGAAAACUGCCAAGAUAAUAAUGUGAAUAUCAAACCCAAGUCUACUAAUUUGUCCCGACAGGGACAAGGCAAGGAAUGUCCAGGCACAUUACAAGCAUUUGAAAUCUGCAGUCCAAAUCAAGGAAGUAAACCUAUGGACUAUAGCCAAACAGACAACACAGAAGGAAAUGGGGUACUUCCCCCAGCCAGUAACUAUUCCUACAGUGCUCUCAAAGGAUCUGAUGCAGAAGACCAAGUUCUGUGCAACAGGAAGGAUGUUGGCAGCUUAGAUGAAGAUGAGCCCAAGCUUCAUGUAUAUGAAAAAAACAGAGAAAACUCAAAAGGGAAUUUUGAUUCUUCAAUGACUGACAAAGAACCAAGGUUGAAAGACAACAUGAAAGCAGAGAGAGUGAGUGAAGGAGGAGAUGCUUACAUCCCAAAAGCUUUGUUAGAGCCAGAGAAUAUUGUGUCCCCACCUGGGGCUGCCAACAACAAACCUCCUUGGAAGAAGACCGAGGCCCAACUACAGCAAGACACUCAUGAGCUUCCCAAGUGCCAAGUGCAAAGAGAGAAAUACAAAAGAGUGAGUGACAGAAUAUCCUUUUGGGAAGGUGAGAAAGCUGCUGCUAAGUUAACUAAUAAAGAGCCCAUACCCUCCUGUAGUCAGAGAAGUCCUUCUGCUGAAGCACAUCAGCCUGUAAAGCCUAUGGACAGUUUAUCUUCAGGACAGAGUAAAUAUAAUCAAGCCACUGCGAAACAAGUGGUCCUACACGAGGAUGGCCAAGCAGCCCAUCUUUCUACUUUUUAUCCCUCAAAUAAACCUAAAGAGACCAGGCCCCAAAUAUCAGGUCCAUCUAAAAAUUAUCCUUCAGCUGACCAAUCAGGCAAAGCGUCUCUGUUCCAGAAUAAGAGAAAUGAGCCUAUACAAGGAUUGCCAGUGGCAGACAGCUUGCAUUCUGGAAGGGACAUUGCUUUGUCAGCACUGCGACAUCCUUCCAAUGUUGGAAAUGAAAUACAUACUCCUUUGGAGAAAGACCGUUCCCUAAUUGGUGAAUUGAAUCCCAACUUUGAAGUUAUGGCCCUAAAAGAAAGAAUGGAUGAACCCAAUACAGAACAGAUCUACAAUCACUCUCAAUUUGAGAAUCUGAGAAAGUUUUGGGACUUAGGAGCCAAUUCAAAUACUCAAGAUAAUGUUGAGAAGAACACUACCAUGACAAACCAAAAAAAGUAUGUGCCUUUUAAUAGCCAGAAACAUAAAGAAUUCAGUGGCAUGACAUCAUCAGAGAAAAAUGUCUGUGAAGUAGAGAUGCUAAGCCUCCAAAAAGUUCCAGCAAGAGAGGAAAUAGAGAAAUUAAACUCAAAGUGCACAGUGGAGGUGUUGCCAGAUGAAACCACAUUUCCAUUGAGACCACCCAGAAAGUCUGCUCAUCUGUUGCCAGGAAAUGAGCCAUCAAAGGAAAAUGUGAAAACGAAUACAGAAUGGGUUGUUACUCCAGUGUUCAAGGAAGACAAGGAUUACUCAGACCAAGAGAUUCAAGAAUCCAUAGUGAAAACAAGUGUUUUGCCUAAAGACUACAAAGACACUUUUAAUGACAGUUUACAGAAGCUGCUUUCAGAAGCUUCAUCACCAGCAAUCCAACCUUCUGAUGGAAAAGCUCAUGGAAAACCAGUGCUUGAACCAGAUGGUUCUGAAAAUAGGACAGGGUCUCAAAAGACAGAUUUUGCUAAUACUGAGGAAGAAGCCAAAGGACAUAAAGAGAUCAUUAAUGAGCAUGAAGCCAAAACAGUAGCUCCUCCAAAGGUCAAACCGGACACUUUGACUACUAAUCUAGACAAACUCCUGAAGGAAGCCACUGGAACUUUACCCUCUCCCUUGCAAACCAAGUUGGAACCUGUUACCACUAGUAACAACUCUGAACCUGAAGAGAAUAGAGUUUCUAAAAAGGGGAUAGAAUGGAGUCACAGCGUAUCAGUUUACCAGAAAGAAAUAAAAGUUCCUUUUCUAAAGGGUGAAGAAACUUUGGAAAAUACAGUUCUUCCCCCGAAAGCUCAAAGCGGUUCAGAAGAAGAACCCAGUCCUGUUUUGAAAGCUUUGGAAAGGAGUGCUGCUAGGAAAAUGCCUUCCAAAAGUCUAGAAGACAUUUCGUCAGAUUCAUCAAAUCAAGCAAAAGUAGAUAAUCUGCCAGAAGAAUUAGUACAUAGUGCUGAAGAUGAUCAAAAAGCAGAUCAGGAGCCAGAUACAAACGAAUGCAUACCAGGAAUUUCCACAGUGCCUUCACAACCUGAUAAUCAGUUUUCCCAUCCUGACAAACUCAAAAGGAUGAGCAAGUCUGUUCCAGCAUUUCUGCAAGAUGAGAGUGAUGACAGAGAAACAGAUACAGCAUCAGAAAGCAGUUACCAGCUCAGCAGACACAAGAAGAGCCCCAGCUCUUUAACCAAUCUUAGCAGCUCCUCUGGCAUGACGUCCUUGUCUUCUGUGAGCGGCAGCGUGAUGAGUGUUUAUAGUGGAGACUUUGGCAAUCUGGAAGUAAAAGGAAGCAUUCAGUUUGCAGUCGACUAUGUGGACUCACUGAAGGAGCUGCAUGUGUUUGUGGCCCAGUGUAAAGACUUAGCAGCAGCAGAUAUUAAGAAACAGCGUUCGGACCCAUAUGUAAAGACCUAUCUGUUACCAGACAAGGGCAAAAUGGGCAAGAAGAAAACCGUUGUAGUGAAGAAAACUUUGAAUCCUGUGUAUAACGAGAUACUGCGGUAUAAGAUCGAAAAGCACAUCUUAAAGACACAGAAGCUGAACCUGUCCGUUUGGCAUCGGGAUACGUUUAAGCGCAAUAGUUUUCUAGGGGAAGUGGAACUUGACUUGGAAACUUGGGACUGGGACAAUAAACAGAAUAAACAAUUGAAGUGGUACCUUCUGAAGCGAAAGACUGCACCAGUUGCCCUUGAAGCAGAAAACAGAGGUGAAAUGAAGUUAGCUCUCCAGUAUGUCCCAGAGCCACUUCCUGUUACAGGUAAAAAGCUUCCUACAACUGGCGAAGUGCACAUCUGGGUGAAGGAAUGUCUUGAUCUCCCACUGCUAAGGGGCCACCAUCUAAAUUCUUUUGUUAAAUGUACCAUCCUUCCAGAUACAAGUCGGAAAAGUCGCCAGAAGACGAGAGCUGUAGGGAAAACCACCAACCCUGUCUUCAACCACACUAUGGUCUACGAUGGGUUCAGGCCUGAAGAUCUGACAGAAGCCUGUGUGGAGCUUACGGUCUGGGACCACCACAAGUUAACCAACCAGUUUCUGGGAGGUCUUCGGAUUGGCUUUGGAAAAGGUAAAAGCUAUGGUACUGAAGUGGAUUGGAUGGACUCUACCUCAGAGGAAGUUGCUCUCUGGGAAAAGAUGGUAAAUUCCCCCAACACUUGGAUUGAAGCAAUCCUGCCCCUCAGAAUGCUGUUGGUCGCCAGGAUUUCCAAAUGAAUCCAAAGUCCACGGGCUCCUCCCCUGGAAACUACUAAACAGGUAGAAUCUGAUCUUGCAAAUCUGACUUUGUGGACAGAGAUCCUUACCUUCUAUCCAUUGCCAUUAAUGAAUGCCACACAGCAUGUUCAAGUCAACCUGCAUGUACUUCUUUGGUUACAAAGCCCCAAGAGCUUAGGAAGAACAAAGUGUGUAAUUUCUUUGUGACGCUAACAUUAAAGAAGAUAUUUGAGAAAACUAAGAAAAUCGAACUGUUGCUGCUGCUUCAAAGAAAAAAUUGCCAAAAAUAUUAAAUGGGGGUCAUUGUUAAUGAACAAAAUUUCUCAGUUUCCCAUCACGUGUUUCACACCACAGUAUCCUGCUCCAGUUAGGAGGGCUUGCCACUUGAUGGUUGAAAACCCUUGCGUGGAAAAGUUACAGAAAGAUACUCCUACGAGGGGGAAAAUGGCAGGAUAUCAAUGAUGAUAAAGAAUUUGACCAUAAGAGAACUAUUGACUGUGUAAUUGCUAUUCAGCUAUGGAUCCAUGUUAGGACAAUGGGACUGAAUUUACUGCAUGUAUUUUUGCCUUGAGGAGCUGGGGUCUUUUUUCCCAGUGUUAAGAACAGCCUCAGGUGUGCUCUGGUGCCACCCACUGGCCAUAGAUGGAAUUCAGUUUUUGGCUUAAUUUUCUCCUAAAAUAGAUCUCCAGCCUGUAUUAUAAUUGAAUAUGUAAAAAACAAAAACAAAAACUUUGCAUAUGUAAGAUUCUGUUUUUCUCGUAACUCUACUAUAUGGAAGCAGCAUGAGAAUGAGAAUGAUCUCAGACAUGCUUUGCAACAAGGUCUUAAUUGGAAUGUAAAUCGUUAAUUAUGCUGUACUUCCUAUGUAUGUAUAAUUUUCAUAAAGUAUUUUGUAAAAACCCUUAGAAUAAAUUAUUAUAUGA